Racocetra persica is the source of this 1599-nucleotide messenger RNA. NCBI's taxonomy places the organism in Eukaryota, Fungi, Glomeromycota, Glomeromycetes, Diversisporales, Gigasporaceae. The record is from the annotation of a GenBank genome assembly.
AUGUCUCAAGAUAAUUCCACAAAUUCCAAUAACCGUUUCUCAGCACUUUUCACUUCAUUUCUGCAACCACAUAAAUAUAAUGGAACGCCACCACCGCCAUAUCAGUCUGUGUCUCCAUCCUCUCCAAUGCCCCGUUAUAGUGGCGACACCAAUGAACCUAGAGACGACGACAGAAUUAUCAUUGAUGAGAAUCAAAGCAUCAAUGAACACGCAUUAUUGACUGAUAGUGAGCCAGCUAUUAGCGUAAGCCUCACCUCAACAUAUAAAAUGGUACCUAAUACGGGGUCUCAAGAGCUAUUAUGUAUGACUUCACUUGUAACGAGUGAUUAUGUUCCAGACAAUGCAAAAGAUACCAGUUCGCAUGCCGAUAUUGUUCUGGUAUUAGAUGUUAGUUCUUCGAUGUCUGGGGAUAAAAUUAAUCUUCUUAAAGAAAGUUUGAGUUUUAUCGUCAGUGAGCUUUCACCAAAAGAUCGUUUGUGUUUGGUAACUUUUAAUACUUAUGCAAAACGUAUCACUCCAUUAUUAUUGGUUAAUGAAGACAAUAAAAGUAAAUUUUAUCAAGCCAUUCGAGAUUUGAGAGCUAAUGGUGGUACUAAUAUUGGAAAUGGUCUUAAGCUAGGUUUGGAUGUCUUAACUCAGAGGACAACAAAGAAUCCUAUUACAGGGAUGAUUUUACUUUCUGAUGGUAUGGAUAAUAAAGAACAGUCUUAUGAAUAUUUAUAUGAAAGAGCUCGUGAGGCUGAUUUUGGUUAUGGAUCUGAUCAUGAUGCAAGAAAACUCCAUAAUAUUUCUGUAAAAACGGAAGGAACAUUCACUUAUAUUUACGAAUUCGAACAAAUUAAACAAUGUUUUGCAGGUUGCCUUGGUGGUCUUGUAAGCAUUUCAUGCUGUGAUGUAAAAAUACAUCUACGAGUUCCUGAAACAAUUCAAAACGUUAAAAUAGCUGAAGUACUUAGUAAAUACGAUAAUACGAUCAGUGAUAAUAUGCUUAGUGCACAGAUUAAUAUUCAUAACUUGUAUGCUGGGGAAAAGAAAGAUUUAUUAUUCAUGGUCAAAAUUCUUCCUACGGAAACUAAUAAUGAUUCAGAAACAAUUGAACUUAAAAUAAUUGAUGUUGAUGUCAAUUACUUUGAUAUUCAUAGAGGAUCCAGAGUAAACCGUCUUGAAUCUCCCUCAUCUCUAAAGAUAUUACACACUACGUCAGAAAUAGAUCCAUCUGACAAUCCUAUCAAUUCUCGAGUAAUUCAACAAAAAUACCGUCAUCUUACUUCAAAAACAAUUUUGGAGGCUUCUAAUUUUGCUGAACAAGGCAAUUUUACCAGAGCACAAUCAAUUAUUAAUAAUUUGAAACAAGAGAUUAUGCUUCAUCGUAAUGAAGCCCCCGAAUUUUACGAUGCAUUAAUAGAAGAUCUAAGCAUGAUUGCCAGACAACAAAGUAAUGCAUAUGUUUAUCAAUCCGGUGGAAGAGCUCAUUCUCUACAGCAAACUUCGGCACAUCAAAAUCAACGUUCUUGGGCGUCACGGACUAGCUCUGAAGCUGCUUAUCAGUCUCAUAUGGCUCAAAUAUAUUCGGCAAGAAGUGCUGCUUAUGACGAUUAA